Messenger RNA from Caenorhabditis remanei, 330 nucleotides. RefSeq lists its product as uncharacterized. The coding region runs from base 1 to 330 and encodes 109 amino acids. The transcript is spliced from 2 exons. Lineage: Eukaryota; Metazoa; Nematoda; Chromadorea; Rhabditida; Rhabditidae. The record is from RefSeq and is a predicted model, not a curated record.
AUGGGGCGAAGUGAGGAUCUAGUUGCCUCCUUCUGGCUCGUUGGCAUCGGUGUCAUCGGUGGCAGCGUCCGAGGUCCAGAGGUUUCUGUCGUCUCCGGAAGCGACCUCAGCGAGAUAACGGUAGUAGUCUCCCUUCAUCUUGAGGUAGAACACCUUGGACUCAGCAGCUCCAGCCUUUGGGAUGAGGAACUUGUCGAGCAAGUUGAGAACGUCUUGGCAGAUGUCGCGGAGCUCCUUCUCGACCUUCUCGCGGUAUUCCUUAGCCAUUUGUUGCUUCUUCUCAGAUCCCUCGGUCUUUUGCUCAAUGGAAGAGAUGACUCUCCACGAUGA